AUGGAGUCGUGCACUCAAGCAGUUUCGCAGGAAGAGUUAGGAGCUACUAUAACAUCCAUCUGUGCUCAGGGCAAUGGUGAUGUAACUUGGCUAUCAUCGUUUACCACUGAUCAAAGCUUGCUAUACGAGGAUGAAACGUUUCUUUUGCACAACCCUAGCUGUGGUCAAAUCAACGUCGUAGACAUUGCACAAGCCCAAGACAGAGAUCGAAACAUCAAGCGUGUAAAAGAUAUCAUCAAGUCUCAGCAAACUCCCGCCUUGAAAGAACGAAAACAUGAAACAGCUGAGGUGAAACGGUUUUUAUUUGAAUUGCCGAAACUAUGAAUUGACUCGAAGUCUAAUAUCUUGUGCCAUCGGUCACAAGUGGUGCUCCCGCAAGAAUUCCGUAGACGCGUGUUUAAAGAGUUACACGAGGACAUGGGUCACCUGGGAUCCGAGAGAGUCUUGGAUCUCGCGAGGGAACGGUUUUACUGGCCAUACAUGAGAAGGGACAUCGAGCACUUCGUUACCCACGUCUGCGGCUGCUUAAGACAAAAACGACCCAAUUUACCAACUCGAGAACCACUUCAAUCCAUUACCACAACUUCCCCCUUUCAGCUUAUUGGUAUCGACUUUGUCCAUCUUGAACGUAGCUCGGGAGGUUAUGAAUAUAUAUUAGUAGUGGUUGACCACUUCACAAGAUACGCACAAGCAUAUCCUACUAAGAACAAAGCGGGGAUUACGGCCGCUGACAAGAUAUACAACGACUUUAUUCCCAGAUUUGGAUUUCCUGAACGAAUUCACCAUGAUCAGGGUAAAGAAUUUGAGAAUAACUUGUUCAAUAGGUUAGAGAAGUUGUCAGGAGUUGGUCACUCGCGUACAACUCCCUAUCACCCGCAAGGGAAUGGCACAGUGGAACGCAUGAAUAGGACACUUCUUGGCAUGCUUAGAAGCCUUCCUGAACAACAUAAAUCAAACUGGAAAGAUCACGUUGCGAAGUUAGUACAUGCAUACAACUGUACUCGUCAUCAAACAACUGGUUGCUCUCCGUUUUUCUUGCUGUUUGGUCGAUCUCCACGAUUGCCAAUUAUCUUGCAUUUAAGAUGGAAAAGGCAAAUGAUCCAACCGGGUACCCUCAGUACGUGGCCAAAUGGAAAACAGCAAUGCAAGAAGCAUACGCGAAAGCUUCAACGGCAGCGAACAAGAACGCAAAACGGGCGAAGAAACACUACGACAAGAAAGCUCGAUCAACAAUGUUAAAUGAAGGAGACAGAGUUUUGGUUCGUAAUUUCUCGCCUAGAGGAGGCCCGGGAAAGCUUUUUUGGGAGGAGGAGGUGCACGUAGUGGUGUCAAGAAAAGGGCCAGACAGCCCUGUGUAUGAAGUUCGAUCAGAGUCCAAUUCAACGAGAAAAAACCGUACACUACACCGAAACAUGUUACUCCCAUGUGAUUACCUCACAAGCGAAUCAGCCAAACCAAAACCUCGACAACGCAGAAUACCUGUUCAAGACACAUCCGUUGGCGAGAACGUUGUUGACUCAUCCGAUGACGAAGAUGAAUUUCCUUCCGUGUCACGUGGAUUGCGAGUGGAACUGCAAAAUUCGAGUGAUGCAAAACGACCAAUCGUGAAAGAACCAGAAACGCGACAACACCAAUCAAGCGGGGUUGAGGAUAAUGUGGUUGAAGAACAACUGGUAGAUGGAGAAUACCAGCUAAGCGGUUCUGAAGAUAAUACAGUUCAGGAACAACUCGUAGAUGGUGAAGACCAACCUGAUGAAGCAGAACCCGAUAACGUUCCAAACAACGAUCCUGUAGCCGGUACAGAAGAAACAGUAGAUGCUAAUGUUGCAAAUCGUCCCCAGAGAAAUAGACAACCUCCACAACGUCUCGUGUAUUAUGCACCUGGACAUGCAUCCUGUUAUCAUUCGCAAUUCCAGCAACCAAUCCCACAACCUUAUAGCCGGUACAGAAGAAACAGUAGAUGCUAAUGUUGCAAAUCGUCCCCAGAGAAAUAGACAACCUCCACAACGUCUCGUGUAUUAUGCACCUGGACAUGCAUCCUGUUAUCAUUCCCAAUUCCAGCAACCAAUCCCACAACCUUACCAGCAACCAAUCCCACAACCUUACCAAUUCCAGCAACCAAUCCCACAACCUUACCAAUUCCAGCAACCAAUCCCACAACCUUACCAAUUCCAGCAACCAAUCCCACAACCUUACCAAUUCCAGCAACCAAUCCCACAACCUUACCAAUUCCAGCAACCAAUCCCACAACCUUACCAAUUCCAGCAACCAAUCCCACAACCUUAUCAAUUCCAACAACCAAUCCCACAACCUUACCAAUUCCAGCAACCAAUCCCACAACCUUAUCCAAUUCCAACAACCAAUCCCCCAACUUUAUCAAGUCCCGAUGCCAACACAACAUCCAUGGUCUUACAAUUACCACAUGUUUCCUAUGCAGUUGUGAUAGGAUACGAAGACUGAGUUGAAGUCAGUAAUAUCAUUAUAUUAUAUUGCUAGUUUAAAAUUAAAACAGAAAAAAACUUGGUUGAAAGUUCCACAUCCAAGGAUUUGUUGAUCCGGACUAUCUGAAGUAUUACGGAUACUUAAGAAAAUCAGUUAUAUUAAGAAGUUAUUAGAGACUUGGCAACGGAAAGGUCUGAUCAACCCAACCACUGUCCUAUUGGAAUAGGACGUUAUGCCAAACGAACUGUGAUGUAAACGAAGACUGAUUUAGAGUUAAAAUAGAUACUCGUAAAUACGACAAAUGUCACGGAUGCCAUUUGUUUAGUGGGGGAGAGUGUUAGACAGUGUUCAAAGAACAGUUAGUAUAACAUGACGUUUAUAGGAACGCGAUAUGGUCAGUAGGACCGCGGGCGAAAAACGGUUGAGCAUGUUGAAAGUAAACAAAACGAGAUAUAUAGUUUUUAAAGGUUUAUUUCGUAUGUUAAAAGUAAAAUAAAAGUGGACAAACCAAGAAAGAGUAUUAUUUCCUCAUAGUAAAGAAACCAUUUAACAGUAUUUUCGCAUGUCUACUGCAAAUAAGUUCUUUAAUAUUUAAUCUUCACGUCAUAUACGCCAGAAAUUAAUAUUGGCGGAUUGAAUUGAGUUAAUAAAUGUUCCACCAUUGUCCAAGUAAAUGAUACGUGGUCUUCCACAACGUUAAGACAUGGUAUGAACGUUUCCGUUUCCAUAUUUGGUAAUAACUCUAAAUGCACAACUCUAGAAAGGCUACAUGCGAAAAUAGCCAAAUAUGCCUUUCCUUCCUUGUUGUGCCUUUCUUCUUAUAUCUGAUAGGACCAGCAAAAUCUGUACCGAUGACUUCAAAGGCCCCUCCAACCGUGGUGUGUUCUUCUGGUAGUUGACCUGGUACUGGUUUAGUGAUAGUUGACGCACGGAAUCUCUUGCACCCAUAACAGUUGCUACAAAUGACCUUGACUAAGCUUCGCAACCAAGGUACCCCCGUGGAACAUUUCACUGUGUACUCAUUGUACUAACUUCUCUGUAAACUUUGCACCUCUUGGAAGGAAUAUUGGAUAUUUUCCUUGAAUUCUCCCAUGACAUACCAGUAUAUUAUCUGCAUUAGUACGUAAUCCUAACUCUUCCACCACCCUCAGAUAGUGCGGUUCUUUCUGUACUCGUUGUUGGACACACCGAGUCCACCAAUCGCGUUCUCUGAUUACUUCUUCCAUUGUGAUUGGUCCUGACCUUUUGUCGUUAUUUCUGCAGUUGUGUAUGAACCUCUUGAUCCACACCCCAACACUACACACCCCAACUCUACAGGCUCGUCUUAAGUUUAGGCGUUCCAGUAAUCGAUCGAAUUCGUCGGCAUCAUCCUUGACAUUUACAACAUUUAAUAGUUCUUUUGUUGCUUUUGCUUCCAUCUCUGAAGAUGGUGAAGCUUUCGUCACCAGACUGUCUGGCCACUCACUCUUGUCUUGAAGCCAUUUUGCACCAUUCUCCCAAAGCACUUUCUGUUUAAUUUGACCACACCCCUGCUUGCCAGAUCAGCGGGAUUAUCACUUGUGGGCAACAUAUCUCCAAUGGAUCUCUUUGUGUAACUGUAUCCGUAUCCGUUAUACUGACCAUUCCCUUUAAGCCAAUGUAGGGCAACUGUACUGUCAAUCCACUAGAAUAGUUGUGGUGUUGGGAUAUUAUCAAGGGCGUUUUGUACAUUGAUAAGUAGGUUAGUAGCCAUGUGUGCGCCAACCACUUCAAACCUAUGUAUUGUUAAGUUUUUCUUGGCAAGACAACCUUUCGCUGCUACAAGUUGUUGAGUGGUUCCAGAAGGUUGACGAACCACUGAAUAAACAGCCGCUCCAACUCCUUUUAUAGAGGCGUCACUGAAUACAUGUAGCUCUACAGCUUUGAUUUCUUCCUGAUGACGAGUGAUUGAUCUUGGUACUGAAUAUGUUGUAAAUAGCGCUCAACAGUUUAGAAACGUUUUAACGUUUUAAUUGAUAACACUAUAUUGGGUUAGCUGUGUUCUUAUUAAUAACCGCGUUGUUUAUCGCGGGCUCAAGUUUUGUACGUUCGUGUUACGUUUCACGUUUGUGUGCUCAAGAUAUAAAUAUAAAGUUUAUAUUGUUUUCCGAAGAUUUAUAUUAAAAUUAUAAACUAAAUUGAACAGGUUAUGGGCCCAGACACUCUCUGAACUGCGUGUUAUUAAUCAAAGAAACUUCUGCUGGAUUUAAACGUUCAAAAUGGCUCAAGAAGACAAGUUAUUUAUCGACAAACUAGAGGGAGUUAAAAAUUGACAAGUAUGGAAAUAUCAAAUGCAGGUUAUAUGGGAAGCUAGAGAGUUGUGGGGUCACGUUGAUGGAAUGGCAACCAGCCCGGCUUUAUCAGAAAGCAGUUCAUCAAGUUCAUCAGCUCUCGAAAAAGGCUCAGAAGAACACCAAAGCUCUACUUGUUACGAGUAUAAAUUCGGAUCUUGUACAUCUCAAAUUUGGGACAAACUGAAGGAACGUUUUGAAAGAAACACUGUAGCAAACAAAUUGUUUUUGAAGCAGAAAUUCUUUUCUUUGAAAAUAAAAGAUUGUGAUUCCCUCGAUAAUCAUCUACGCCGCAUGAAAGAAAUUACUGACCAACUGGCAGCCAUCAAGGUGCCUAUUCCUGAAGAUGAACAUAUCGUAGCCCUGUAACUCAGCCUUCCACAAUCAUAUAACACUGUAACAACUGCACUGACUGCAAAAGGAGACGAGCUUAGCCUAACUCAAGUGCAUCAAGCACUCAUGAGUGAAGAAGAAAAACGUGGCUUACACAAGGGCAAAGAUGGUGGUGGUCGAGUCGACAAGGGUGAAACUGCCUUACGGCAUGAAAAGACAAGUUGAAAGCCUAUCAAGUGCUUUGGAUGCGGGGAAGAGAAUCAUGUGAUCAGAAAUUGUCUGAAAAGAAAGGGCAGCAUGAAAACCGAAAUAAACAGGGAAGUUCAUACAAACAUAAAGCAACUCCAGCAGAUGCUGAUGGGAAAAGGAACGAGGAUUCUGGGGGUAAUUUAUUCGUAGUAGGAUUGAUUGCAGCUGAAGGGAAUAGUUGUUGGAUAAUCGACUCCGGUGCUUCGCAGCACGUGACUACUAAUCGUGACUUAUUGGUAAAUUAUUGUGAAUUCCCUGAACCAGAACCUGUUGCUCUUGGCGAAGGUCGUUCUGUUAAUGCAUACGGAUAUGGACAAGUAGACAUCACUAUGAUACUUGGAAAUAAAGAGAAAGACCAACGGAAAUCAAUUCUAACAAAGGUACUCUAUGUUCCAAAAUUAGCUACAAAUCUUUUUAGUGCACGUGCAGCAGCAUCUAAAGGCAAGGUGGUGCAAUUUGGCCACACCCUCUGUUGGAUUAAGGAUUCGAAGGGACAAGUUGUAGCUCGUGGUCGACUUGUUGGGAACAUGUAUCAUCUUGAUUGCAAAGUUGACAAACAUGGAAACUGAGCAUCAAUUGCUAAUGAACCUGGUGCCAAACUGGAUCUAUGGCACCAAAGAAUGGCGCAUUUAAAUGCCGGUCACAUGAACAUCAUGGCUUCAAAGGAACUUAUUACAGGUACGGACAUACCCGGAACUGGCAAGUUAAGUUUUUGCGAGGCCUGUGCUGAAGGAAAGGCUCACCGAGCGCCAUUUAAGCCAGUGGGAGAAAUUAAGUCAACGAGAAGGUUCUGGUCCAUAGUGAUGUUGCCGGACCGAUGAAGACUGAAAGCUUUGGAGGUGUAAAGUACUUCGUCACCUUCAUCGAUGAUUACUCCAGAUGUGUCACUAGUGGUUUACCCAAUGAAGUAUAAGUCUGAAGUGUUGGAAAAAUUCAAGGAGUGGGAGGCAGCCGUGACAAACCAGGCAGAAUGCAAGAUUAAGACGCUUCGGACAGACAAUGAUGGUGAAUACACAUCCACCGAGUUCCAAGAUUUUCUAAAGAAGAAAGGAAUUGGCCAUGAGACUACAGUGCCACAUUCACCCCAGCAGAAUGGGGUAGCUGAGCGCAUGAACCGAACACUUCAAGAAGCAGCUCUCUAUGAUUCUGCAUGCUGGACUGUCCAAAGCUUUCUGGGCAGAAGCAGUUUGCAAUGCGGCCUAUGUAAGAAAUCGAGUCAUCACGACUGCGAUUUGUCGGCUACAGGCUAUAUGAUGAAAAUCGACAAAGAAUCUUCAUUCACAGAGAUAUAACCUUUAAUGAAACAGACUUUGGGUCUACAAAAGUUCAAAUGCAACGAAGGCAGUACUGAAUGCGCUGAAGAAGAAAUGGAAUUAAAGGGCAAAGAUGUGAUAACCGUGGAUGAACAGCAAGAUCUCCCAACGGAUCCUCGACGCUCAGGACGAGAGAAAAUCCACCAAUGUACUACCACGACGAGUAUGCUACAAUCACUACAGCGAAAUAUGCAGCACUUUAUGUAGCUGAAAUCGAAGAGCCAGAAACGUUAAAGGACGCUCUUGACAGUGAAUAUGCAACACAGUGGAAAGCAGCUGCAGAUGCUGAAUACCAGUCUUUGUUAGAGAAUGAGACUUGGGAGUUAGUUGAACUGCCAGCUGGACGUAAGCCUAUCAGUUGCAAGUGGGUUUUCAAAGUCAAGCACGAUGAGACAGGAAAGGUAGAAAGAUUUAAAGGUCGUCUGGUGGCUAAAGGUUUCCUGCAAAAAUACGGAAUUGACUAUGAUGAAACAUUCUCUCCGGUGGUUCGUUUUUCGUCAAUCCCUGCUCUUCUGGCUUUUGGUGUUUCUCGACAAAUGUUCAUCCAUCAAAUGGAUGUAGUAACAGCAUUCCUAAACGGUACUUUGGACGAGGAAAUAUAUAUGCAACAGCCCAAAGGCUAUGUAGAACCAGGAAAAGAAGGGCUAGUGUAUCACCUCAAGAAAUUGCUUUAUGGCGUGAAGCAAAGCCCGUGCUGUUGGAAUAACAUCUUCAAAGAAUUUAUGUUAUCACUGGGAUUUGUUCAGAGUGUUGCAGAUCCAUGUGUAUUCAUUCGUGUCCUCAAGGAUAAGCUGACGAUUGUUACUGUUCAUGUUGAUGACCUGAUGCUUUUAACGGAUACUGAAGAAGAGAUGAUCGAUCUCAAGACCGGUCUGGCAGACCACUUCAAGAUUAAGGAUAUGGGUGUACUCCACUACUGUCUAGGAGUUAGUGUUACUAUAAAGGACGGUGUAUUGCAAAUCAGUCAAGAACAGUACAUUGGUAAGAUUAUGCGAAAGUACAAAUUACAAGAUUGCAAAACGGUAUCAACGCCAAUAGAUCUUAACGUAAAACUAGUUAAGGACGAUGGAUAUAGCAAACCAGUGGAUGUCGUUCAGUACCAGUCGAUGGUAGGGAGUUUGAUAUACGCGGCGAUAGCUACUCGUCCAGACAUAGCCUACGCAGUGGCAGCAUUGGCUAAAUUCAACUCAUCACCGACCGAGGCACAUCUAACAGCGGUCAAGCGUGUUUUUCGGUAUUUGAAAGGAACUGCUCAGCUAUGCCUGCAGUACCAAGAAACUGAUCCUAAUGUAGAGGGAUACUCUGACACAGAUUGGGCAUCUGACUCAGAUGAUCGACAAUCAACGUCCGGAAACGUAUUUGUGAUGUCGGGUGGUGCAAUCAGUUGGACUAGCAAGAAACAGCCAACGGUGGCCUCUUUCAAUGUCGGAAUCAGAAUGCAUUGCACUAUGUUUUGCAACCCAAGAAGCAGUAUGGCUGCGACAACUGAUGAAAGAUCUACAGGUGGAUUGUACCACAGCGACGACCAUAUAUGAAGAUAAUCAAGGUGCUAUCGCGAUGUCAAGGAACCCAGUGCUACACAAGCGGACGAAGCACAUUGAUAUCAAAUAUCAUUUCGUUCGGGAGAAAACUCAAGAUGAGACAAUUGAGUUGAAGUACUGUCCAACCAAUGAAAUGGUAGCGGAUAUCUUGUUUCAUGUUUGAUAUCAUCUACAUUUCAUGUUUUUUCAUGUUUGUGUGCUCGAGAUGUAAAUAUAAAGUUUAUAUUGUUUUCCAAAGAUUUAUAUUAAAAUUAUAAUCUAAAUUAUUGAACAGAAUAUUCCCCAAGCGUUUCUUCUUCCCAUUUUUUCCAACGUUGUUGAAGGUUCUCGUCUAACAAGGCAUCUCACGCCUUUUGAGAUUCACAGACUUCUCGGUAGAUUUGUUUACCUUCGAGUGUCACUGGUUCGAUAAGUCCUUCGAUUCCAAGAAUUGAGGAACUUGGCCCCUAGCAGUGGUUACUAAAACAUUCGUUGGUAAAGACGGAGUUAUUCGAGGCAUUAACUGGAAAGGGAACAAUAGAAAGGCCAGUUCAAUUGUUUUAUCCACUUGAGUUAGCUUGUGAUGCCAAGAGCAACAAGGUUUUGACCCAAGCAAGCCGCAGCAGCUAGACGAGAGAUAGAAGAAGAAGACGAGAUAUAAACACUUAACAUUAAUCAUUAACGAGAGCAGUGGAUUCUUAUUAACGUUGACAUUUAUUAGCUAUUAGUAAUAUUAAGGUUAUACCGAACUUUAUUAGAUCAUAGAACAAUGGACAGUUAUAUAACAUAUCCAUCUAGUCUAAAAUGCAUAUGGGGGGGAGUGUGUUGGAAACACUUGCAUGGAAACACCCACCCUAAAAUCGGGUUGGGGAAUUUUUGGUGGGAGCACAUGGGUCGUUGUUGUGAGGAGUCGAAGCGAGUGACUCGGUAUCGGGAUUAAUAUGGGAUUUAUUUUAUAUUAAACUUUACAGUAUUAUUUUUCUGGGAAAUUAUUCAGAGAGACUGUUGGGAGUAAUUUCACGAUUUCCCAUAGCAAAUUAAUUUUUCUCAUUUCCCCAAACAAAAAUUGCUUCAAAAAGCUCAUUGUAUGAAACCAUUUUCUGAAUAUAUGUUUUUCAAAAUUGAAAUCCUGCUUACCCCACUCCUGGCAAACAGCUAUAUUUUUGAGAUCAGUGAGGAUGUCCAUUUAUCACACCCAUGAACCAUAGUCAUGCGCCCCGGUUAUUGAUGAACUUUAGACUUCGCUAAUACGCUUUUCUUUCCCCAGGUGUAAAUUGCCUGGCAGAAUUCACACCCUUGCCACAGGCACAGAAUAUCUACUAGACCAGGAGGGACACUCCAAUGUGUUUUGGCUUGGGAAAAUCGUCCGAAAUUUUUUAUGUGCUAUGAUGGCAUCCUAUGAUGGCAUAUUUUCACGUCAGCACUCGUAAAAUUUCGGACGAAAUAUCGUUUGAGUGACACUUCUGGUCUAGUAUCUAUUCUGUGCCACAGGCUCAAGGCAUGAAUUGUGAAAGCUAAAAGACUAGCUACCAUCGCGUGCGAAAAUAUUGAGACUUUCGAUAUUCCAUUCUACUUCUGUGAUUACUCCCCCCCCCCCCAACACAUUCAAUGUUGAAGAAAAAAUUUGACCUGACAAUAUACCUUUGUAUCAUUUGUCCAACAUUGUCUAUGGGGGGAAGGGGGCAAUGACGAAGUUCUCUCAAUAAUUUUUGCACAGGAUUGUAGGGUCUUGAAUUUACCAAUAUUUACCCUAACAUGUGAAUGUUCACGUUUAAAACUCGGCCCAAAUUUAAUAUUAAGGUUAAAGAAUGGAUAAAUUUGCUUCCCGCGUUGCGUUGUCUUUCUUGAGCUUUCUUCGUUUCAUCCUAAGAUGCUCGUAAUGUUAACAUUGAGUUCUGCUGUCUAGUAAAUCGUUAAAUGGUUUCAGAAUUUGUUAUGCUUCUGUGUUUUUAAAAAUCUUGAAAAUGAAAUUUUGUUUUUCGUGACUAAAAAUCUAAAAAUGAUCUUUGUGAUUUUGGUAUGCCCCCCCCUCGCCCCCCCCUAAAUAUACAUGCUGCAUUGCAGAAUCGUGUCGUACAAAUGCGGAUUUUGAUUGGACAAUUUGAGUUUGAGUUAUAAUGUAACUACUUAGCCUGCUUCAAUUGGUCAAAUUUACCAGGACUGUGGGUAAAAAUUCAAUUUCUUUGUAAACAAAUCAUGAGAUUACUCUUUUGUAUUUCAGAUCGUUCAUGGAGGAAAAACCAUGCAUGUAAUUGAUGGAAUCAACACUGAGAGAAGCAACUGGAUACGAUAUGUCAAUUGCGCACAAUGUGAAAAUGAACAGAACUGCACUGCUUAUCAAUAUGAAGGAGAAAUUUAUUAUUGAGUGUAUAAGGAAAUAGAAGCUGGUUCCGAAUUAUUAGUUUGGUAUGGUGAUGAAUAUGGCGAGGAACUGGUACUUUUGAUGCUACCGCCGAAUCAGGUGGACGGUGAUGGGGAUCAGGUGGAGAUUGGUGAGAAAGGUACAUACAAUAGAACAUUUUAAAUAUGUGAUAAACAAGUAACAAAAUUUCAAAUCAAGCAUUAAUUAAUCUCAACUAGUUUGUUUAUGCGUAAAGAGAGCCCUGAAACAAAAAAUAGGAAUUGGUUUGUGGUCGGUUAUCACCCAGUUUUAAGUGCUCUCUACGGAAUAUUUAGGGAGUUACAACACAUGUUUGUCUGAUAGCUUUUUAAGCGUGAUGCCAGAACCACCUAUAAGUUUCCAUAGAUGUAAAAAUCUUAAGGAUCAUCUAGUUUGAUCAAAGCUGUCUAAGGAAAAAGAUGCAGUCGUGGGUAUGUUUAAGUGUGGAAGUAGAAAAUGUAAAGUUUGUGAUGUUUUGGUUGGCUCAUCUUUUUUUGAGAGUCAUGUUGAGGGUAGAAAAUUCCACAUUAAUCAUCGCUUUGACUGCAAGGCAUGUAAGAUGCAAUAUGUGGGCUGUAAUAUUACUUGUGUUUAAGUGUGGAAGUAGAAAAUGUAAAGUUUGUGAUGUUUUGGUUGGCUCAUCUUUUUUUGAGAGUCAUGUUGAGGGUAGAAAAUUCCACAUUAAUCAUCGCUUUGACUGUUAAGGCAUGUAAGAUGCAAUAUGUGGGCUGUAAUAUUACUUGUAAGUCAUUUAGAUUGAGAUUUAACAAUCAUAAAAGCUCUCUAAAUAGGUAUGGGCAAGGUAUAAGAAAUAUUAGUGGUCAGCACUUGUAUGAGCAUUUUUUCAGGGAGGGGCAUUCGGGUUUAAGUGACUUUAGGGUUCAAAUUAUUGAUAGUACUGAUGUUAUUAACCCUGCAGAAAAGGAAAGUUAUUGGAUAGAGAGAAUCAAUUGUUAUUGUCCAUUGGGAUUAAACAUGAGGGAGGAAAGUAAUUAUUACUAGUUUAAUUUAUGUAAAUUUUAAGUAUAGAGGACUAUAAAAACUGUGGACAAGGCUUUGUAAGGUAAUUUGAUCAUGGUGGUUAUUUAUCUGUCUAAGGAUCCCAAUGUAUAAAUGCUAAUCAUCUUAAGUUAUCUAAUUCAUUUUCAUUCAUCUUGCAUGUUUGUUUUUACAUGUGUAUACGGUAAAAUAAAACCUCAUUGUUUUUUCAGCCCACUAUGAAUUGAACAGCAUGAUCAAGCUACUACAUGUAUUUAUACGUGGGCUGAAAAGGAUAGGCUAUGGCAGUGUGGGUGUAUCAGUCUAUUGUUUAGAGAAAGGUAAAAAUUUUUGUCUUCACAAGUUUCAUCAAUAGUAAUAUCACGUUUUGAGUAUGGACAUUUAAUUUCUCCAAGUCCGAUAGAUGGGCUGGGCUCACUAGCAUCAUGCGCAACAACAAAACUGCAUAACGAGCAGACAUUCACACAGUUUUGUUUAUGUGAAAUAUACUGUUUCAAUGCUUCAGUUUCAUUGGACAUGAUGAUGACUUUGUACUAUUUGUUUAAAUAGUGUAUUAAGUAUUGAUUUUGGAUUUUGUUCUCUCCUUUUUAUCACCAUUCCAAAAUUUGAUGCAGUGACACAGUGCUUUCUUUCAUUCCACCACCUAUCUCAAGAGGCCUGUCUGUGUGUGUUUCUUUCUAUUUCCAGAAACUGGUCAUGGGUUUAGAAGUAACACUUGUGCUCUAAAUGCUUCAGUGUUUCAUCUCGAACAUGACCAUCAUUUAGGUUGCAUGGAGCUUGUUCAAUGCAACAUGAGAAUCCCCACGAUGUGUGAAAGGAUUAGCAUUUCAGGUGUUGGUAACCAUAGUGUUGUGUCAAAGUUAAUGAAUUGAUGACACAAAUUAAUUAUCGAACCUUGGUACUUAUUUGUAAUAGUAUCCUUGAAACAAAACUUUGUUUGAUAUUAACUAAUGAAUUAGGUUCUUUAAUAUCUCUACUUCAUAUUACACACUGCAAUUGUUGUUGUCAUAUAAAACCAAAAAUUGUGUGCCAAAUUUGAAUAUUGCAUGCCAACACAGCAUUCGAGGUGCAUCAAUGGACGAUGUUUAAGCAAGUGGUUUGCCCACAACGUAGAUGAUAAGAAAAAUUGGAGCACAUACAACAAGUCGCUUCUUAGUAAAACAUUCAAGUGUUUUCCAUCAGUGGUUAAACAGGUCAAACUUUGGAGACUUGCGAGACGACGAAGGUCACCAAUUAUUGCGUUGCCAUUUCUUUGCCAGACAUUAUGUAAUUCUCAACACUUGGGGCAACUAAGGCAUUAGAAUCAGUGCUAUCAGAGCAAAGUUUGCAGUGGCGUUUGGGGUUAGCUGUUGCCCCUAUCAAGCCAAGUUUAUAUUUGCUGAUGCAGCAAGCGAGCCUGAAGCGAGGGAGCAAGUCAGCAGUUCUAAUUCGUAUUGGGUUCUGAAAGUAAGAUUUUACUUCCGUUUCUCCGACCAGAAUGCACUGCUGUUAACCGACCAGAAUGCAUUGCAUGCAUGAUGCUAUAAAUACGGGGAAUUUCAUUAGUCAGUUUAUAUAUAAGCUGGUAACGAUGCAGUUCUUUUGGUGUAUUUUGUAUUCAUUGUCUGGUCUGUUGAUUUCUGGCGGGUCUUACACUAUAUGUACUGAAUUUGUUUAUUACAAACAAUUUAUAAUGCUUCGAAAGCAAAUUUAUGCGUUGGUGCUCUUCGCCUUAUUUUCUUUUGUCUUUUCUUAUUUCAUUUAGCACUUAGGUCUUAGUCUUGGCAGUAAAAUCAACAUUGUACUUCAAGCAUUAAAAGCGAACCAAUUUCAUCUCGAUUUUUGUCCAUCAGUUUCACUUUGCUAUCAUUUAAACUGGGUUUAGUUUGUAGACCUUUUGUUUGAAUAUGAUUUGACUAUAAGGUAAUUCACACGGAGACAUGGCAUCAACAGUCCAGCAACUGCCAACUAUUGUCUAUGUUUAUAUUAUAGCAUGGUGUUUUAAAAGAACAAUGCUUUGCGUGCUGUUUCAUGGGUUAAUUAAAUGUGCUUUGGCUACCAAAAAGCAUACUGCUAUACUGUAUACACAACAUCAUUUAAUUUAUGCAUGUGCUUUGUUUAAGCAUGCAACGCAACCAGGAGCAAGUCUGCAAGUCAGUAGACUAAGUAUGUGCAUUGAAUAUUUUUUAUAAUUGAUCAUGCUUUUGUAAUGUUAGGCAUGUGUCAAAGCAUUAAAAACAAUGUCCUCAACUCUACAGGGUGUAUAAAAAAACCCUGCAAACUUUUGACAUAUACAGUGUGUCCCCCAAAAAAGUACCCUCUAUAGAAAUUAUCCUAUUGUUAUAAUUUGAAUGCCUGAGCACUAUGGCUAUGCUGAACACAAGAAUGCGUAAACACAAUUGAAUUGAAUUUUUAAUUACCAGUCUCAUGAAAUCCUGUGCUUAACAACAAUAGGAUAAUUUUUGGGGGGACACCCUGUAGUACAAUGUUUCUGGAAUUUGCAUGAUUCAGAACUAAUUGAUCCCAAGCCAAGGGAGCACAGCAGUAUUGUUUUCGAGACUUUCGUACCUGUAUAUGGCUGUAAAAUCUGUGAAUAGGUAGUCUGUCUUCUUUGGUUUGCUAAUUUGCAUAUAAACACUAAAACACUGCAUUUAAAUACUUUUAAAUACCAUAACUUUCGCCAUAACCUCGCCAAAACUUUCGUAAUAUUUUCGCCCUUCCACGCACCUUCUUUGCAGGCUAUUUUCACAUGGUCUUCCGCUGACAUAUUGUAUCGCAUGUAACGGUUUUGUAAUAGAGGGGAGUGAAACUUCAAACAAAUCCGCUAAAAUCUUUCGACAGACUCUGUAGCAAAUUGCUAGGCACAGUAACCGUUGCUAGGCACAGGCCACUUCUGUAUAUUAUCAUGGAAUUAUUCAAACUGGGCUUCAGUUCACAUAUUAACACGUGAGUUGCUCAUGAUCCAAAUGUGAUUGAUCCAAAUAUAUGUAUCAUAUUUCAGUGAUUGUUAUACCAAACAAUGGGGGGCAAAUUUCGUCAUGUUUUGUUAUAUUUUGCAUUGAUUUAUAACUUUAAAGCCAUUUUUAAAUAUGAUAAUGCGAAAUUAUCAAAGCAAAAAGCAGCAUAUGAUUGAAAUUCGACGUAUAAAACGGGCAUAAUAUAAAUAAUGACAAAAUCCGUUUAUAUUUAUAGAAUUAAAACCACUUUCGAAUAUGCUAUGGGUAAUAUUCUCGAAGUAGAAGCAGCUUAUAAUGCAUUUAAACAUGAGUCAGAGUUAAAACGUUUGCGAAUUGUGAACAAGUCAGUUUUUGGUAGGCUUUUACAGUCGACUAUAUCUGAUUGUAACGAGCUUCUGUGUUAGAUAAAAUAGACGAUAUGAGUUUGUGACUUCCCUUCGAUCCGGUGCCAAUACCAGCGAACGAAUGAAUUGUUGUACCUCCAAUAUUCACUGCAGCAAUCCCUGUAGAUGCGGUAACAAAAUAUUCUAUAUUUUUUUGCCUCAAUCGCUCUAUCAUUUGCCUUAAAAGAAAUGACUUUCCACAUUCUCCUUUGCCAGAUAUAAAAAUACUGUAACCCUCACUGACUAGUCUACUCACUUUGAGCUGAUUGCUACUUAAUUUUGCCGCCAUAUUAAAGCCAUAUCAUUUCAUAGAAAAUAUAAAAUUAAAUCUAUAAACUAUAACCACAGAGCUGCUAUAACCAUAGAUCAAGGGAGAUCCAUUGAUCACUACAACAACAAGCUUUUCGUUUUCAGGCUCCAGCAUAUGAGCCAAAUCUCCCACCCCCUGGUUUUGCUACAAACCUUGGAGAAAGCGGUUCUCAAAUCCUGAAAUGCUAUUGGUUAAUAUUGAUCACGUGCCCACAGUUUUCGCGCGUAUUUACAAAACCGUUACAGCAAUAUAAUGUACAGCGGAUGACCAUGUAAAAAUAUACGGCGACAAUAUUUAUACGAAAAUAUAACGAAAUUGUUGGCUUGUUUAUGAAUUUAAAAACAGUGUUUUAGUGUUUAUAUGAAAAUUAGCAAACCAAAGAAGACAAGGACUACCUAUUCACAGAUUUUACAGCCAUAUACAGGUACGAAAGUCUCGAAAACAAUACUGCUGUGCUCCCUUGCCCAAGCGUGCGUAAACACAAUAGUUGACCCAUUCGCAGUCGAACUGAUAAUUAGUUUUCUGCUUUACAAAUAAUUUUGUGUUAUUCUAAUCUCUAUCAACGGGGUUAAAUAGAAUGUAUUUUCAAAUCCCAGGAGAAAAAUAAGUAGCACCGACAUUGAAAUGCUAGUAGGCAGCAGAAUUAUGCAAAUUAUAGUGUUUGCAGGUUUUUGAUACACCCUGUGGGCUGUAGCUUUCGAAGUAAUGUGACUUUAAUUUGACGUCCUUGGAUGCAAGUUUUGCUCCAUGACCAUGUUGUUCGGUAUUCACUUCUUAAUUAAACAACUUCUUUACUUCAGUAAAAUCAAAAGAAAGGCAGUUUGGCGAAGAAGUAUAUUCAAGCGAAGUAAAAUAUCAGCUAAGCACUUUACUUCACUUUUUCUUUAGCCUGGUUCGCAUAUGCCUGUGCUAUCAGACCCUAUCAUUGUUCACACCUUUUCAGAGCAGUUGUUGAUGCAAUUGUUUUGUGAAUUAUUUGCUUGAACUACUAUAAUGACAAUACUCAAUAGCCCGCCGACAUAGCACGGGUGUAAGUAGGUAUAUGUGAACCAGGCUUUUAUGUUUAAGCCAUUUAAAAGUCUGUGCUUUAUCAGAUAAAACGCUCAAGCUGCCACUCUUGUGUUUUAUAUCUGAUGAAGCACUCCUGGUCGCGUUUUAAAUAGAACAUAACACACAGUCCGCACUCACUGUACAGUUGUGGUCUUGUGAUAGUUUAAAGUAAUGUUUGUGGUCUUUAAUCGUGAUCGUUGUCAGUGUGUAAUUAAAAAUCUGUGUGCUCUUAAAAUAAUUAUUGGCUGAUAUUGUGGUCUAGUGAAAAGGUUCCCAAAAUUGGUACAUGUUUCCAUACUAUUGUCAUUCUGAUGUCACAUAUAUUAGAGUAAUGGUAGAAUAGAAAGAUUAAAAAAAUCAUUUAUGGUUAGAUUCUCAUGUUUCGCACACAAUAAAGCUAGGGUUAGAAAUAAGGAUUUAUUCAUAUUUACAAUAAUGACUUUACAACGAUUAAGAUAAUGUUGAGCUUACAGUUACGAUGGGUUAGGAGCUUACGAGAUUGUAUUUAAACUAGGGUAAGUUGUUAAUGUGGAAAGGUGAGGCCGUUUUUUAUAUAUUGUCAAAUUAAGGAGCAAGUCAGCAUACUACUGAUAAGUAUACUAGUAUAAAGUCUAAUUUGACUGAGACCUUUGUGUUCAGAAAGAUGCAGUCAUCUUUUGCUGACAGGUUAAGAAGAUGCAGUCAUCUUUGCUUAAUCAGUUGAACCUAAAUAUUUAUAAUGAAACACACAUCCUAUUAUGCAUGAAUCAUUGUAUAUGAUAUUGUGGUUGCAGCUAUAUACAUGCAGUUGGUCUCUAUUAUCAUAGUUAUCAGUAAUUCAACAAGCCUUGUUAAUUAUUUCUGCGCAAAUUGCAGUGAGUUAGAAUCCGGCCAACCAAAUAUGUACAAUGUAUAAGAGACGGCAAACAGUGUUAGAAAUCUUUUUGUUUCAAAAUCAGUGUGCAAACGCCAAAACUAUAGUGCAAAUUUGUGUUUAUAUUAUAAAGUCUAAUUUAGCAGAGACUCUUGUGUUGAGAAAGAUGCAGUCAUCUUUGCUUAAUCAGUUGAACCUAAAUUUUUAUAAUGAAACACACAUCCUAUUAUGCAUGAAUCAUUGUAUAUGAUAUUGCGGUUGCAGCUAUAUACAUGCAGUAGGUCUCUAUUAUCAUAGUUAUCAGUAAUUCAACAAGCCUUAUUAAUUAUUUCUGCACAAAUUGCAGUGAGUUAGAAUCCGGCCAACCAAAUAUAUACAAUGUAUAAGAGAUGGCAAACAGUGCAAGAAAUCUUUUUGUUUUAAAAUCAGUGUGCAAGCGCCAAAGCUAUAGUGCAAAUUUGUGUUUAUAUUAUAAAGUCUAAUGUGGUGGACACUCUUGUGUUCAGAAAGGUACAGUCAUCUUUGUUUAAUCAUGUUUUAUAAUAAAACACACAUCCUAUUAUGCAUGAAUCAUUAUAUGAUAUUGCGGUUGCAGUUCUAUACAGUAGGUCUUUAUUAUCAUUAUAAUUCAACAAACUUUAUUUCCGCGCGAAUUGUUGAACCAUAUAUAUAUAUAUAUAUAUAUAUAUAUAUAUAUAUAUAUAUCAAGAGACCGCAAAUGGAACACAAAAUCUUUUUGUUUUAAAAUCAGUGUGCAAACGCCAAAGCUAGCACAAAUUUGUGUUUAUAUUAAUAUAAAGACCAAUUUAGCAGAAACUCUUGUGUUUAGAUCCAGUCAUCUUUUGCUGACAUGUUAAGAAGCUGUAGUCAUCUUUGCUUAAUCAGUUGAACCUAAGUCUUUAUAAUAUAAACACAGUUUGAUCAGCCUUGAAUGGGUCUUUUUAAAACAAUGUCAUAGUAAAUAUAUCGUCACACUCACACAACUGAAGUAACUCAUUUCUUAAUAUUAAACGAACACCACAUGCUAACUUUCAAUUAUGUCCUGUGAAUACAAUCAGAUUGACGACAGUUUUUCAAUUAAUUUAAUCUAAUUUAGGUCUAAUUGCAUCCGGAGAUACACACAAAUUUUGUGCAACCAACACCAUUUUUCGGCUGUGGUUUUUUUUAAGGAAGCAUACUGUGAGUUUCUUCGAACAAAACUGGUUGGUAAUUGUUAGACUGUAAAACAGUACUUAAGAGCGGUUGUCUGUAAUAGUCAGGUAAGACGUGUAAAAUGAAAAAAUUUAAAAUCUUUCAAACUUUGUCAGAAUGUAGGCCUAUAUGAAGUAUUAAUGUUGUGAAAGUUUUAUUUCGAUCGGAUAAAUAUUGAAGGAGAGAGACGUCGAAAUUGGUUUUCCCAGGCCACUUUCGAUUUUUAGAGGUCAUUUUACGGCACUACCAAAAUCGCUCUAUUUUGCGUGUUAAUGGGAAUAUUUCACAAAACAUGAUUUCGUUUUAGAAAUUAGAGAUAUUUAUUGAUUAGCAGACGAAAUUUAGAGACAUUUCUGUAAAAAGUGAAUAGUUUACAGAUUUUCUUAAUGUUUUUUUUAUUUUCGAACCUCUUUAUUAUAUGCCAUAUUAGGCAGCGAAUAUCUCCAUUGUUACAUCGAUUCAGACAAAAAAUUCAUAACCAGAUCAACGAAAUAUGUUUUCCCUUGCUAUUAAUCAAAUAAAAUUUUUGGGCAACUUAGAAUUGAAUUUUUGACGAAUUUUUUCGUAACCCCUAUUUGACCCGAAUAACCGUAUGUUAUGUAAUCAACGUCGAGUCAUGUAGUUCUAUAAAUAACCAAAGAGCUCGUCAAAAGCGUUUACUUCUUCGAGUAAACAAGCCUAUGCCUAUAAAACUACCUUAGCUAAUGUUGUACGAUUGGCAGAAAGCAUUUACGUCUAAAUCACACUGUUUGCAGUCGCUUAUUGUUCAGGUAAUGCCUGUAAUAUAUUGUAUAGCCGGCGCCGCUGAUUUGGCGGUUUGGUUUUAAUUAUAUUUUAUCGGGAAUAUGCCGCGAUAAGUAUAGCAAGCUAAGUGUAUUCUCUCUCCCCUUCCCAUAAACAUUUGUUCUUUUACGACUCGUCGUGCUUAUAACUGUUCGAACAUAAAUAGUGCACGCGCGUUUUGUCAAAAACAUCUGUCAGUUUACGUUGAAAUUGUAAUUCGUUUACUUACAGUAAUUAAUUUAAUUAAUAUUAAAGCUGGAUUCUUUCACCGUGAUGUCAUGCCAAAAAGAGUUUUCUAUUUUUAAAAAAGACCCUCUGUUCAUUUAUGAUUUGGUAAUAUUUACUACAGUUGUAUGUCUUGUAUAUUUGAUUAUUUUGUUGUUGCUCAAUAACUUUAGUCAAACUUCAGACCAAACUUCUACGCACUGUUACUUAUUUAGUAGUUUUAACUGGCCAUCACUUCAGUUUAAAACAGCAAGAAGAUAAAGACAACAUGUACGUGUGAGUUAUCCAUGAAAUAAAUAGUUGGCUUACAAAAUGAAUUCCGUCUUCGUGGAUAAAAUUAAUGAAUUAUAAAUAAUCUCUCCUGUAUGUGUUAAGCUACAGUACAUGUAGGGAUUUCCCCCGGUAUAUUUCUUCUCUUUUGUAUGGCUGUUUGUGGUUACGCGUUAUCUGACAUAUACUUUUGGUCCAAUUUCAAUUACAGUUAUCCAACCAUUUCUGGAUGAUACAUGUAGAACACUCAGGCAGUUCUCAGGCCAAAAAAGUCAACUUGAAAGGGGCCCCAACUUUCUCAGAGGGGGCCCUGGAAUGCUGGAAUUGCGCAACAUGUUCUGAAAUUGAGAUCAAAAAAGGUCUGAAAAGUAUUUUGAACCCCCCAUUAUUGCAAAAAUAAUUUUUGGAACGUCGCCCCAACCGUCGCCCCAACCAAACCCCUGCUCCCACCCUUUACAUUUUACUGUAACAUUUUUGCUUACCAGAAAACAUUUUGGGGGGGCCCCGUAAAAGGAAGGGGGCCGAAAUUUUUAAGGUCAAUAUCCACACCCCUCCCCCCCCAACCAGAUAUCGCUUGGCACGUCCUGGCAGUAAUACUCUAUUUGUAACAGGGAUAUUUCAAAAUGCUGAUAAGGAACUCAGUCUAAUUAUAUAAAUUAAUUUUGCGAUAAUGGGCGUGGGGGGGGGGGAGGGGGUUCAAAAUACUUUUCAGACUUUUUUCGACCUCAAUUUUUAGAAUAUUCCUUAAUAUUUAACACGUUGCACAAUUCCACCAUUCCGGGCCACCCUCUGGGAAAGUUGGCCUGCCUUUCUUGACUUUUCUUUGCCCCUGAGUACUGCCUGUUGUAAAUGCAUCAUCCAGAAAUGGUUGGAUAAAUUUAAUUGAAAUUGGAUCAAAAGUAUAUGUCAGAUAGAAAAUAAUGAACUAAUCGGCUCGUGCAGGUGGAAGACAAGACUCUGUUCUCAAACUUGAAUCUAAGCAAACGUCGUGCGACCUCAGGUGUGCCUUGAUUUCUGUUAUUACAAUCAUUCGAAGAACGCAUUCUGAAUCGGCUGGAUUAGAGUUGCUGACACCACAUGACCACUCAGUGACAACUGACAAGAGACGAAUAAUCACAAACAGCCAUACAGAAGAGAAGGGAUAUACUGGGGGAAAUCCCUAUACAUGCAAGAUUGCAAGUAACAUUUAACACAUACAGGAGAGAUUAUUUAUAACUCAUUUUUAUCCACAAAGACGGAAUUCAUUUUGUAAACCAACUAUUUAUUUCAUGGAUAACUCACCCGUACACGUUGUCUUUAUCUUCUUGCUGUUUUAAAAGUGAUGGGCAGUUAAUUAAACUACUAAAUAAGCAACAGCGUAGAAGUUUGGUCUCAGAAGUUUGACUGUUUUCUCAGAACAAAUUCAAACUUAUUGAGCACUAACAAAAUAAUCAAAUAUACAACUGUAAUUAAUAUUACCAAAUUACAAAUCAAUAUAUAGAGCCGGGAUCUUUUUUAAAGGACAUUUUAACAAAUGGAAAAGACGCCUUUUGGCAUGACAUCACGGUGAAAGAAUCCAGCUUUAAUAUUAAUUAAAUUAAAACUCUUUGCGAGGUCGUCACCGAGAGGUUGACGCGGCUAGAAAUUUCAUAUCUUCGGAUCAGUACAUGCUAUGCCUAUGAAGACAGAAAUACCACCAUUCGAUUCAGAAAUAAAAGAUCAACUAAUUCCAAACGAUAGUUAUAGUCAUUAUUAACAUUGUAGCGAUUUAUGGGAGUUUGAAAGUCAAAUGCGAUCGUAUACUAUCAAAUUACUUCGAGCCUCGAGCUCACAGCCGGACAAGAAAUGGAAAUACCGUGAUAAAAGAUGCAAAUUUGAAGAUACAGGCUUGCAAAUAACACUCUAAAUAGUGUUUUUGAUGGGGAUUCGAACAAGGCUAUUACAAAGACGAUAUGUUUGAAGGGGUCGAAGUUAUUUUCGGCGAAAGGUAUGGCUAGUCUAUAUUUUUGUUCAGACAAUCGCGUGAGCUACCCAACCGGAAAUACGACUAAAAAAACAUCAAAACAAUGCGACGUUUGCAUCGUAUGACCUUGCAAAUGGCCUAUGUUUUUUUACAAAAAGCGUGUGCACUAUUUAUGUGAGAACACGAGUUUAUGGGAGGGGGAGAGAAAAUAUACUCGCUAUACUUAUCGCGGCAUAUCCCUGAUAAAAUAUAAUUGAAACCAAAUCUGCCAAAUCAGCGGCACCGGCUAUCGAGUAUCGCAUUAGCUGAACAAUAAGCGACUGUAAACAGUGUGAUUUAGACCUAAAUGCUUUCAGCCAAUCGUACAGCUUUAGCUAAGGUAGUUUUAUAGGCCUAGGCUUGUUUACUCGAAGAAAUAAACGCUUUUGACGAGCUCUUUGGUUAUUUAUUGAACUACAUGACUCGACGCUGAUUAUAUUAACAUACGGUUAUUCCGGUCAAAUAGGGGUUACGAAAAAAUUCGUUAAAAAUUCAAUUCUAAGUUGCCCAAAAAUUUUAUUUGAUCAAUAGCAAGGGAAAACAUAUUUCUUUGAUCUGGUUAUGAAUUUUUUGUCUGAAUCGAUGUAACAAUGGAGAUAUUCGCUGCCUAAUAUGGCAUAUAAUAAAGAGGUUCGAAAAUAAAAAACAUUAAGAAAAUCUGUAAAAUAUUCACUUUUUACAGAAAUGUCUCUAAAUUUCGUCUGCUAAUCAAUAAAUAUCUCUAAUUUAUAAAACGAAAUCAUGUUUUGUGAAAUAUUCCCAUUAACGCGCAAAAUAGAGCGAUUUUGGUAGUGCCGUAAAAUGACCUCUAAAAAUCGAAAGUGGCCUGGGAAAACCAAUUUCGACGUCUCUCUCCUUCAAUAUUUAUCCGAUCGAAAUAAAACUUUCACAACAUUAAUACUUCAUAUAGGCCUAUAUUCUGACAAAGUUUGAACGAGUUUGAAUUUUCUCAUUUUACACGUCUUACCUGACUAUUACAGACAACCGCUCUUAAGUAUUCAGCCUUUCCUUUGCAUUGCAAACAAUUGACAAACGUUUUGAUGUCAUUCUGGGACACAGCUUGGUUAGGUGGUGUUGGGUUGAAGUCAACAUUUCUCUCAUUUCUAUGUUUUCGCUUUGAAUCUUUAAGAUAGGAUGAUUUUUUAAAUACUAUAUCUUCAAAAAGGACAGUGCCAUCAUAUGCUUGCCCACUGGGAAUAUUCCAUUGUUGCAAGACCCGGGUACAUGUAAAAAAAUCAGGGACUUCUAAUAGUUCUAAUUGUACAUAGUCAAUAAUUUGAUAUAGCAUAGCAGCAACAUGUUUACAUCGGCCUCCCUUUCCUGCCUUACAUGAACAACAUCUCCGUAACUUGGUUUAGGUGCACAUAAACUCAACUUCUUCAUAGAUGGAUGUACAUUUGCUUUCAAUAUAAAUUAUUUUUCUCUCACACUAUUUGGAAUAUUUGGCUUUGCUCAAACAUUACUGAUAUAUCCUUUUUUAAACAGCCUAUAGCCUAACUUCUCAUCUAUUUGAGUGCCAGACGGUUUUUGUUGAGACUCCACAGCCAAGUGUUUUUGAAGUGUAUUGUGUGUGAAUGAGGCCUACUCCGGGUCCAAAAGUCGCCUUAAGUUGCAGCAACAUUGGGCAACUUAAGGAAAUUUGAGGAAAAUUUGGCUGCGACUUAGGACAAUUUAGGGCAACUUAAGGCAAUUUAAGGCAACUUAAGAAGAAUUCCAGACAGGCGUAUCUGGGAUGUAUAUUUAACACCCCACACCAGGAUUACCCAAUUCCGACCAUAUUGGUUAUGACACUACUUAAUUAAACUACUACGUUUAUAUAAAUAGUAUAUAAUUAUAUGUCUAUAGAAAACAUUUUUUGUUUCAGAAAGCCAAUAAUCAUAAAACAUAUCAUUGUUGGUUUUGCAAGUAUAAAUGCAAAUACAUUCCACAUCACUAUUGGCAUUGCUCAACUGUAUCCCUUAUUUUUAUUAAAUCGCAACAUACAUAAAAUAGCAACAUAUCUAAUGGAAAUACAACAUAGUUCUAAUUAAUUUAGUUUGGCUAGCCACAAGAAUAAGUUUAAAAUUACCUUAAAGUGAACAAAAAAUACAAAUAUCUAUUCUUUGAAAUGUCUCAGUCAAUCUUUUUGAUGAUGCAUGGUGUAAGGUGGCAUUGAAAAUUUUAUGUUCUAUCAUCCUUUCCAUGUUUUUGAAAAUUGUUUCAUUUUCUGGGAUACAGCCAAUUUGCUUUUCUCCAUUGGAAAUUAAUCCAAACACUCCAAGACCAUACUUUGAUCCACAAACGAAAGUCUUUCGGAAGAAUAACUGGUUAGGUUGGUCUUUGGUAACAAGCUUUGCCUCUGCAAACUUUGAUGUCCCACUAAUCUUUACAGUUAGGCUAUUACAGUGGCCCCCAUUUUUGGAUCUUCCUUGGAUGCUUUCUUAACCUAAUGUAAUAAAGAGUAAUCGAGAAUAUAAAUCCAAGAGACCAUGAACACAAUUUCUUGCAAUGUUUCCACCAUCUUUUAUUUAUAAUUAGCCUAAUUUAUUUCACUGAUCUCAAACAUACGAAUGGACGGCGCUUCUAUAUGAGUGAAAAGUUAUAAUAUAUUUGAUUAUUUUGUCACUAUAAUCUAUAUGUAUUCUAGAAAAUAAACAAUUUGUGUGCUUGAUGAACAUAUUUUUAAAGUAAUUUAAAAAUGGAUGGUAAAACAUGCAAAAGCUCUCUGAUGAAAGCUUAAAUAGCACUUCAAUUCUAUUUCAGAACCAUCCUUAGAGAUAUGAAAAACUAGUUUCAUAUUAAUCUGACACUGCAAUUGACCAACGAAAAAUUUGUUGGCUCGAGCGGGACUUGCUACCAAUCCCUGUUGACUCGAUAGCUCAAUAGGUAGAGCGGUGGUCUAUAUACCCGAAAAUGCAAGUUCUAAUCCCGCUCGAGCCAACAAAUUUUUUCGUUGGUCGAUUGCAGUGUCAGAUUAAUAUGAAACUAGUUUUUUUUUAAAUAGCACUUUAUCAGCUUUUUAAGAGAUCAGAUUGAGAGAUCAGAGAUCAGUGCUCAAUAGGUAGAGCGGUGGUCUAUAUACCCGAAAAUGCAAGUUCAAAUCCCGCUCGAGCCAACAAAUUUUUUCGUUGGUCGAUUGCAGUGUCAGAUUAAUAUGAAACUAGUUUUUUCCUUAAAUAGCACUUUAUCAGCUUUUUAAGAGAUCAGAUUGAGAGAUCAGAGAUCAUAUACUAUAAAAGGAGAACAUAACUGAAAGAGAGAGGUCGAUAACAGCUUUUGCUGAGCAAUGCAAGCUGGUAGCCAAUCAAAUCACAACAUACAAAAAAUAGCAACAUGUCUAACGGAAAUAUUACAUAGUUCUAAUUAAUUUAGUUUGGCUAGCCACAAGAAUAAGUUUAAAAUUACCUUAAAGUGAACAGAAAAUACAAAUAUCUAUUCUUUGAAAUGUCUCAGUCAAUCAUUUUGAUGAUGCACUGUGUUAGGUGGCAUGGAAAAUUUUAUGUUCUAUCAUCCUUUCCACGUUUUUGAAAAUUGUUGCAUCAUUUUCUGGGAUCCAGAUGCAAGCAGAUAGCCAAUCAACAACCACAGCCAAAGCAGAUUCUGGUAACGCUGUGAGCUUUAAUAUGUGAUAAUAGGUGUUUAUAAUCAGGUGUAAUGUUCACAUAUUAUGAUAGACUUGGCCUUAGCCCAAACAGAGCGCAAAUGCGUAAUAAAAUCUUGACAUCCCAUCAUACCUCAUCGUCAUACAUCCAUACGUACAUUUUCGCGAUGUAUGCACACACUUUAUACAAAUUGAACACAUCACUCUUAAAGAAAUUGCUUAAGUAUAUAUUGCAAAUUAAUUAAGACUUGCAUCUUUCUGUUAUAUUGUAUAUGCUGUAAGAUAUAUCGAGAAUUUGGAAUGUCAAAACAUCUUCCAAAAAUUACAAGAUGGUUCAGGUCAGCAGUAAGAUGUUUGUCGAUGACUUAUUUCAGAAAAUUGCAAAGAUCUUUCAGGUGAACAAAAAUAUGAUUAUUUUAACCAACAGAUUCAAGCCUCCAAAUUGCUCUGAGUCUAUAGACGUGGAAAUAGCUCCAUCAGAUGAAAGCAGUUUAUAUCAUGCACUUGAAGCUCUCGAUAAUUAUGGCAAAUUAAUGGUAGAUUUAAAAGUCCAAAAUCACACAGAAUUUUCUUUACCUGAUGGAAAAAGAAUAAGAACUAAAGAAACAAUAUCGGAACUAAUUAAGUGAGAAAUGGGUUUGCACACAGAUGAGGGGCAACAGAAAAGGGGUUUCCUAGAUGCAAAAUGGACAACAAGAUGCAACGAGCUAAUGGUAGAAAAUUCACACCUCCUUGAAUUUGAUAAAUUGAAAUCUGGUAUCGGACUGGCCCUUAGAGAUGCAGGUUUUCUAAUAAACCCUUUUCAAGUUAAAUGCCCGAUUUGCACAACUAUAGUUGUCCUCAGUGCAAUGAACCAGUCAAGAGCAUUGGUUCAACACUUGAAAAAUAAGCACGGUGCCUAUCAUUUUACGCCUAGGAGCUUGGGUGAAGUAAUAACACCUAUAUGUAUUGUACAUAUAUAUGCAUACAGUAUAUGGAUCAGAAUAUAUGAUAUUUUGUAUGUUGCAUGUCUAUUAAAAAUUUGAGGGAAAUUUGGAGCAUUUUUCAUAGAAACUAUAUUUGCAGACAUUGGAAGUUAUUUUCAGAGUUUUUAAAUCCGGCUCCACAAAAAAAUAAUGAAUAUUACAAAACAGAAGAGUACAGAGCUUUAAUUUUAGUCUUAUUUUAAAUAUAAGAGCCUGCUGCAGCAUAAAGUAGACUUAAAAAACAGCAAAACCUCCUGAAACAUUAAAACUUAAUAGAUACUUUAUUUUAAAUCAAAUAAAAGUCAUGAUACUAAGUAAUUGUAUAUCUUAUUUGUGUGUUCGAAUUCUGAUCCAUUAUACUGUGAAGCAUGUGCAGAGUGUAUAGUAACCAAAUAUUGUACAUUUUGUGAUGCUCGUUAAAUAGAAUUUUUGCAGAUUCCGGUUCAAUUUUAUGUAAGCCCGAGCAGUGGACACUUUUUAUUACUCAACAACCAAAAUUAUUUUGAACAAUGAAUUGAAAUUCAUAGGGUACAAGUUUGGAUGAUGUGCAAGUUUGGAUGGUGUGAAAGUUUGGAUGGGUAGAAAUUUGGAUUGCACUUGCAAACUACUAGAGCUUACAAUAAAAUCUCCUAGAAUGAGUGAAAAUUCUGUUUAGCCAGAAUUUCAAAAUUGUGUUCUUGUCUUAUACACCCUGUUAAACAUGUACCUACAUUUAUAUUCCCGAGCUGGUGGCACGAAGCGCCGUGCGAGGGUACUAAUUCCGCACGGCUAAUUAUACCCAGGUAUAUGAAAACAUGGCGGAGUGCAAAGUUGUCUUCCAUUUUGUUUAUGUCAUGGACGAUUUUCCACAUUAUGUGCAUGUGCGAGUACAAAUUCUGUCAAAGUAAUUGUUUUUCAUUUUGAAAGGACGUAUUUUGCUGUUUUACAGCAAUUUUUUGUUUUAAAUUUCGUUAAAAAGUUUACAAAAGUACAACACGUUUUUUUCCUCGAUUUUAACUGGAAAUAAGCCUGCAGUUUCAUGAAUUGGUGGCUGUUCAAUCGUGAAACAAAGUUUGUAUAAUAAUUGUUUAGAUGCUUUGAUGUUGAUGUCUUUGAUAAUUUAAUCGUUGUUGUGCCGGAUUGGGUAUGUAUAAACAUUUCAGUAGUAAAAUUUCAUGCGGGAACUUGCUUUGUGUUGUCGGUUUUAUUCAUAUCUGCGAAAUUUAAGCCACUCUUAACUCGAUAAUUCACGUUAAUACAAGCUGGUAUGCAUGAAAUUAUAGUGAAUGUUAUCAUUCAUUAUAAAACUAGCGCAUCAGUUGUGUUUUUAUGUUUGUUUAUAAUGGUCUUAAUACUUUAUGUGGAGUUUUUAUACUUCAUCUGUUAAGAAAGGUGAGGGGUUGCUGCAUGCAUGUAUUUUCUAGUAGUAUUGAUGAACAAUUAUUGAGAACUGUUUCAACUGCAUAACUGCUGUAGGCUGAGACAUUUCUUCAUAUCUUACAUGCAUGUAAAUGCCCUUGAUGCAUUUAUGGUUGAGCAACGUUCACAGCCUGGUCCUGUGAACAACUGGGAACACUGCCCAACUCUUUUCAGUUACUGUGAGAGUCUGUUCAAUGUUGCUACAAGAAAAGGAUACAGAUUUUACUUGGGUGGUAAGUAGUUUGGACUGCAAAACGAAAGAAAUGCAAUAGCAGAGUCAAAAUCAUACUGCAACCCUGGUCCUUCAGUUUCCAUGUUAGACUCGAAAAAGAACACCUCAGUACAAUUCUGGUCCACACAUACAUAAUUUGAUGUUGUUUUUACAUUUGUUGAAUUUGUUAGAUGGUGUCCUGUGUUUCAAUGCACCUGGAGUUAAAAAUUUCUAACCAUUGUUCACUAUGAUGGAAUGCCAAUAAACAUUGGAACAUUUCCAAGAUAUGAAAAUGGAGAAAUUUUUUUCGAUGGAGUAAUUCCACAUAUUGGCCUGGAAAAGAUGAAGGAACUGUACCAAAACAGUAACACAGCUGUCCACAACUAUAUAACUGAGAACUGUACUUGGAUGAGUGAAGUAAAAGAAUUUGAUAUGUGCAAUGCUUCUGGAAGAGUUCAUGUUAAUAUUUACACAAGUUUUAGUUCCUCUGCGGGAGAUUCUGAAAGUGUUAGAGAUGAACUCAAAGAAACUCUUUCUUGUGUGAAUUCUUGUACAAAUUGCAUCCUAAAGGGGAAGCUAAAAACUGUUCCUAUUUGUCAACCAAGGAACCUUGCACUCAGUGCAAGAACUCAGAUGCAGUCCAAUGUGUCAGUGCAAUGUGUAUUCAUGUUUCCUUGGAUCAAGCCCCAUCACAACCGCGUGCUCACUCGGAACUGAACAAAGAAGGAACACCAGAUUUUGGUGAUGCAGGUUAUAGGUUUUAUGGCUUUGGACUUCUUCACUUUUGUAUCAACUGUAUCUCUUCUCUCCGUCACUACAGACUUACCGAUAUGUCUGAAACAUUCUAUGUGGGACUAUUAUGUGCAAUUUGGGCAUCAAAUACAAGCGAGGCAAAGAAAAUGAAUGAAGUAAGCCCUGCAGCUGUCUUUUCUGUCGGAGAUGCACACCCUUCAAGCAAAAACAAAAGUGCUUGUAACAUGUUUGGUUUGGCUUGUAAUGUGUUUCUGAUUCUGAUGUUGGAGAAGAAUAUCUUGUAGCUGAGGUUCCGGUAGAAAUACAGGCUGCUGAGCAUGAACAAGAACUACAAGUGCUUGAUAAAAGAAGGCAACGAAUAAUCAGAAAUGUUGAUGGUCAAAUCUUGACAUCGCAUAAAGAUCUCUACCGAAGCCAUCCAGUACAAAGAAGAACAAAACAAAAGCCAAAGGAACUGGAUGUGAAUGAAGCAGAACGAGACAAUCCAGAGUUCCAAUAGAUGUUUAAGGGUAUGGUACUCUUUUAAAAUUACAUUUUUGGGAAAGUAACAAUUAGGUUUUGUUCAUAAUACUGUAUUUUCCUGGAUAAUUGAUUCAAAUUAGUUCAUUAAAAAUUUGCCUUAACAUGUCAUGGUGUGAAAACAGAGGAAAUUAUAGUCACACAUAAGCUUCUAGGUUCAUAGGAAAACUACCUGAAAACUAUAGCAAAAACUAUUGGAAACCCUUCACUUGAAACGUUGAGGUAGUUAUCCUAUCAACCCCAUAAGCUUAGCAAAGAACCUACCUACACUGGCAACCCACAUUCCUAGUAAACAUAGUCUUUGUAUGCCAUUGUGUAUUGCAUUUACACAAAUACCACUUUAACAAAUCAUUAAGCCGCCAUCUUUGUUUAACGUUCACAGGCGUAUAGCCCUCAUCAGUGAACUGUAAAUACCCAAAACGGGGAGUUAUUUACACGAUUCUGUCGCUCAGCAAAGUGACGUAAUUAUCAUAUUUAGUUAUUUAAAUUGAUGCAAAUUAAGACUAACAGGGUACAAAAAGGCAACCAUGCAUACAUUUCACAGUCAGACAAACAAAGUGUUCAAUAUUUGCAAGUGCAACAGGAUGAAGGUGUGGUUGAAAAGAAAACUUAAUAUACUGUGGAAAAUACUAUUAUUGAUUUGGGGUUUUCGUUGACCAAGGAGCUGCUCAGAGUCUUCUUCAAUGAGGAGAGUUGGCGAAACAGAGUAAUAAAGAAACAGAGAGUUUGUAGACCGAGACAGUUAAGGUUACUGCGCAAAGGCAUUCAUGCCACUAGUAUCAUGAGGCAUAACAUUGUUAGCAUGAAGAGAUUGAGAAUAGUUUCUAUAAAGCUGCAUGAACUCUUCUUCCACGGCACCAUUCUUUGCACAGUAAGCUGGAAGCACUGGAUCAAACAACACAGCAAACACCGUUUUUUCAUUAAAUUGAAAUUGCAUUUGCUCAGGAAUUAUAUCCAAAAAUGGGAUAUACAUUGCUACGCGGAAAUAAUGUAGUCCGUGAGUAGAAUCGUCAACAUCUGAAACAUCUGGGUUAUCUCGAUACACUGAUCUUUGAUAAACUCUUGAACACUCCAUUUUGAUUUUGAGGCAUGUUACAGUGUCAAGAAUCCACUUCGUUAUCUUGGCAAAACGACGUUCUCAGUCUUGACAAUCUUCAUCGAGGAUAGUUAUGAUGUCUUGGAUCUCCGUCAUUGCUUCCUUUACAGAGGUGUUUUUCUCCUGUACACGCUUGGAUAAUAUACCUAUGUUAUUGUUCACGUUAACAAUGCAAAAUAGAGUGACAAUCAAUAAAAGUGCUUUUUGUCACUGCUUUGAAGAGUGAGGAAGCCUGUGAUUUGGCAUCUGGAUCUUCCCAUCUGCUGAUAGCCAUUAGUGUCCUCACAAUUGGAAUGUAAUUUGUUACAAAAUUUUCUAGUCCAGUUAUUCGUUCAACCCAUCAUGUCUCCCACAAUGACUGAAUAUUUUUGCUGCCAUGAUGAACAGCGGAUACUGGAUAAGUUAAUAGCAUAUCUUAAGGUAACUUUCUUCUUGUUGCCAGUAAUUGGAAAGGAUGUUAUCUUCUUGACAGUGCUUAUCAUGUUGCGAGUAACAGGAAGUUUUGACGCAUUAACAAGUGCGAAAUUGAGUACAUGGGCAGAGCAGUGAUAAUACUUUGCAUACAUACUUACAAUGCUCCUUUACAAAAGCUCAUGUUCCCACAUUCGUUGAACUCAUGACACUUGCGCCAUCGUAGCUUUGUGCAACAGCUGCGUUGGGAGAUAAACCGAAUUGUUGAAUUUCAUUCCAAAUUGCUUUCCUAAUGACCUUACCAGUAAGUUUUGGUUCUUCAACCUCAAACACAUUUUGAUUUUCUUCUUCGCAUCUCUGCAGAAAAUUAUACAUUGUCCCAUGAAUGGAGUCUUGCUUUACAACAACUUCGCUGGGAUUGCUGGAAUUGCCAGAUUCGAACCACAUUCUUUGUCUAAAACAUCCAGUAAGAAAAUGAAGUUUUCGAAAAUUGUCUUCUCAUUGCAAUCGUAAUAGCUCAAGCAAAGAGAGAGCUGUUCUACGGCUGAUAUGACAGUUGUUUCAUCCGCCAUUAUCACAUAAAAACCUGCCUCUUACACGAGAAACAAAUGUUUGCUGCAACUCUGCUCCAACGCAUUAAACUACUUGAUUUUGAAUGUUUCCUCAGCACAAGCACUUUGUUAAGUUUGUUUUCUUGUUUUCGUCAUUGUAUAAAGAACAAUUGAUCAAGUUGACUUGGUACAUAAUAAACAAGCACACUAGAAAACCCGAGUAGAAUUAAUUUACUUCAAUUAAGUUUGAAGUAAGUAUAGAUUGCAAUAAAUAUUUCCAAAGGGGGGAGCCACAGCUCUCACGACUCCCCCCCCUGGCUAUGUCACUGCUCAGAAUGCAAAUGAAAGGAGGGAAACAAUAAAAUUUUUCAUAUGCUCAGGAAAUAGUAAAGGCAUCGAUAUGCUUAGCAUAUGGGUCUGUAUCGAACUGUUUUCCUAAUCGAGAGGCAAACAGAUCAAUAUUAGGUGAAAACAUAGUUUGGAUAGAGCCUUCAGUCAAAUGUUUUUUAUUAAGCAUCCAUUCAGUGUCAAGGUUUUUGUUUCUGGAUUCUUUGUCGGCAAGGAUAUUCAGUUUACCGGGAAUGUAUGUGGCGGUGAGCCAAAUUCCAUGCUUUUCACAUAUUAAGGCCCAAAUCUCAUGUGUCAACUCAUUGCAUUGCUCACUGUGAUUUGCGCCUUUAUUAUUAAUUACUGACACUGCUGUUGCAUAGAUAUCUUAUAUACACUAGAUAGCACAUCUCUUUUAUUAAAAUUGAAGCCAAGAAUGUUCCAGCGGUUACCUCCAUUUCAAUGGAUGGCAGCCAUAUUGGUCAUUCCCACUUGCUAAUAAACGCUUAAAAACAACAAUAACUUUCAUCAUUUGAAUAGUUUAAAAACGUAUUUGGAAUAAGGUUAACUUAAUGUUUAAGUUCCCUGUUUAAGGAAUAGAAAACAUACGAAUCUUCUCAUUUCAUGGGAACGACCUGAGAGUGCAAUCACGGCUUCAAUUUUUUAAUUGCAGAAUAAUUAGAUGCACUAUCCAGUGUAUAUAAGAUAUCUAUGUGCCGUUGUGUUAUCAAUCGUGAUUUGUACAUGCUUAUUUCUUAGGUGGUUUAUAAAACUUUUCAAAGUGGAAAAUGCAGCGAGCAAUUCCAAAUAAUUUAUAUGUUGUUUUGCUUCAACUGCAGUCCAAGACCCUCCCGUAGAACAGCUAUCCAGCACACCUCCCCAACCUGUGAGAGAUGUGUCUGAAUUAGCACUGACAUCUACGGGAGUGGGAUGGAUCAAGUUAUAUGAGUUUGGUAAAUUCAAUAACCACCAUUUCAGUUCUUCAAUUGAACAAGUUGACAAUUGCAUAUAUUUAUCAAAGUUUCCCUUUGCUAUUUUUAAUGCUUCAAUCUUAUCCAGCUCAAUGACUCUAUAUGUGACAUUCUCCGUAUCGAACGGCUGGGAAACUGGAAACAAGUAACCCAAUAAUUUGUGUACCUCUCUGAAUUUAGUAUAUAUGAAAUAUGAGACAUUAUUUUUGUGAUUUUCUCAUUAGCUAGCUUAAUUUUCAUUGUUGUGGAAUUGAGCUCAAAACCCAAAAACACAAUCUUCUGUUGAGGGAAAACAUUGACUUCUCAACAUGAAGGACAAAGCCCCAGUUAGUGAGGAGAUUGACAGCGUCAAUAAUUGAUGUAAUACAGCCCUCAUAUGAGGUGGAUAUGAUCAAAAUAUCAUCAAUAAAUAUAAAAUAUAUGACCAUUUUUCCAUAAGGUGCAUAAGACUGGUUUAAGUAGUUUUGUAAAGUUUCGUGUACAUGUUGAUAAACCAUUUGGAUAAACAGUAUAUUUGGAAAAAUUUUCCUUUAUAAAAGAAUUUUAAGAACUUUUGAUAGUCCUUAUGUAUACCAACAAUAUAAUAUGCAUGCUUGAGAUUGAGGGAUGCUAGCCAACAUUCCUUUGUCAUAAGUGAUAAGGUGGUAUUAAAAUGGUAUGAUUUGACAUGUUCAUUAAAUUUUGAAAUUUAAGAUAAGUCAAACUUUAUCAUCUUUCUUGGAAACGGAAAAGAUUGGUGAAAUGAACUUGCCUGGUCCGUGGGAAGUUUUGACAAUGACGUUUUUAGCCAAGAGUUUAGAAAUCUCUUCGGCUAUUUUAAUUUCAUGAUCUUUAGAAAUCAAGUUUGUUGGAUAAAUAGAACAUAUUGGGGGGGUCUCCGAUAAACUCAAUGACUUCACCUUUGACAGUCUGUUGUAUACUUUUGUCAGAAGUCAAACCUUCCCACUGUGAAAUAAAAUAUUUCAGUUGGCCACCACAAAAUAGGUCAAUCAGUCUUUUUAAAUUUGGCAAGAUUUUUGAGGUAAAGUAUAAAUAUCAUUCCUUAAAAUUUUGAAUUACACCUCCCAACCCCCCUGAUAAAUUAUGACCAGUCCCUUAGAGAGUAACAUAAUCAGGGGGAGGGCACAUUGCCAUCUAAAGGCUAAACAGGGUGCAUGGCCAGAUUAACCUAUUGAGUGGCAGCACUCUUCGCCAGAUGAGUAAAAUUGCCUGGCAUCAGGCUUUUAUGGCGAAGGGCGUCCAGGCGUCCUGGGACGCCUCUAGAACAAAAAAUGGAAGCCCAAAUUCUGGGGAGAAAGGGAAAUUAUUUUCAGUUAAUUCCCUAAGUAUAUUAAUAUAUCUGAAACGAAAUAGCUUCAAUUCUCAUUAUUAUUAUACAUUUGACAUUUUGAUCAAUUUGAUGGUGUAUCUGGCUGAAUGAAAAUGCCAUAGUUAAGUAAAGAAGCAAAGCGGCACAAACUCACAAAGCCAAGUGUAUUUGAAAAAUUUCGAACAAGCUUGGAACCUCUACUGAUAUGAAGUAUCUACUGAUAUGAAGUAACAUAAACUUUAAGGUUUUCCAGAGGAACGUUUUCUUGACCCCCACCACCACCUUUAUUGUAGAUCUAUCAUUGUACCAAAAUUGGACGCUGUCUUGUAGGACCCUUGCUAAAAGCCUGCUGGCAUUAGAAAUAGUACCAUAAUAAAGUGGGGCACACUUCCACUUAAAGGGUUCAGGUUUGCAAAGGACAACCGUUUUUGAAUGAGCUGUACAGUAGAUUGACUCUACCCCAAUCAAUCUUCUUCCUAACUGCAGAAAAGGAUUUUAAUUUUGUGUGAAGACAAGUACAUAGCAAAGCCUUUCCAAGUAUGCCACUGACAAAAGGAUUGCUUCACAAAUUAUUUUGUGUGGUCUUAUUUUUUCACGACAGUAAAUUGUGAAGUUAGAUUAAUUUAUAGUUUGGAGGACUUUUCUUUUUUUUGCGACUAUACUCUUGACCAAAACGGGAUAUUCAAAAUACCUCCUACGGGCCUAUCAACGUGGGUACAAGUUAAAAACUAUUUUGUAAACUCAUUUGAAAACUCAAAUACCCCAAAUGUAAACCUGAAUCCCACUCUGUGGCUUAACAUUGAUAGGUGCUUAACCAUAUCGAUAAAAGUAAUUAUAUGAAAAAAUAACUGAAAGCAGACAGUUGAAGGCUAGACAAGACAAUUUUUUUUAAGAGGGCCCUUACAUACCGAUGCAGAAUCAAAUAGCUAUACUAGUUCAUUACACACAAGUGAGGCAACAAAAGCCUGGCAUCUACAGAUUCACUUCUCACUUUGACCUAUUAUAGCCUCACCACUUCUACCCCUAGGAGAAGUAAAAUUGUCACAUGCACAUGCAUGUUGUUAUUCAUUCCUUCUAUGGUACAUAUGGAUAGAAUAGAUUUUUAAAGGGACAGUGAAAAUGUCCAACUUUUAUUGAACCUUUUAAUGCACCCUCUUCCCCCACAACACAUGCAUGCACAGACUUAAGUGAUGGUUGAGAAUGAGAUUUUAUCGAAUUGGAUUCAUCAUUGUUCUAUAUUUUUGUAAUCUAAAUCCGUUAUUUAAUGUAAAAACUGUUACUUAAAUGGGAAAACUAUUAUUGAAAAGUAUAUAUUUAAAAAUGCAAAAACGUUUCUUACCCUUCAUUUCUUUUAUAUUAAUAUAUCAAAUACUGAACUUUAUAAAAACAUUCAACAAUUCUUUAUUUACUCAACUCUCAUGCCUAAAGGAUGGUGACCGGGAGUGAAACUGGAAGCAAACAUGUCAUGAACUUGCCCCCGCCAGAAGACUGUGGGAAAUUUAAAUGCCGUAAACAAUUUAAGUUUUAUACGAAACAAAACAAAGUGCUUUGAAUUGAAACAAUGGAAAUUGUGGAAAAAGAAACCCAAGGAAGGAAACUAUGGAAAGCAAUAAAAUUUCAGACCCAAAUAUCUUUUUUCCGUUUCCCAAACAACGACAGUCGGUAAGAUGACAAAAUUAGGGAAAGUACAUUUAUUACACCGAGGGAGGGGGAUGAAGAUGUCUUGAAAAAAGCUCCUAUUUUUACAGGGCCCCUGUUGAGGUUAUCGGUAAAUUUCAAUGCCCCCCCCUCCAAGUUUUUAAAAUUUUCAAUGCCCCCCUCUAGAAUUCGGAAUCGAAGGAGUACAAUCUGGAAUUCUCUCUUAUCAUAGAUACAAUUUGCAGUUCCUCAAGAUGUCUGAUAUACUCAAGCAUGUGCUUCUCCUCAAUAAAACUACCGAUCUGCUGCUUCUUUCACCUCACUAGCGCCAGAUGAAAUGGCACCGUCACAUUUGGGGGGGGGGAUGUCAGAGGAUUAUACGUGUAAUAAUUAUAAUAAAGCUUUUUGUGAUUGAUUGGCACUCUCAUACUAAGUUUUGGGAGAAAAGGGGGUCUGGGUGUCCUCCCCCAGAAAAUUUUUACAUUUUUGAAGCUCUAGGACUGAAUUUCUGGCGUUUUCUAAAGCAAAUUUCGCAAACAAAUUGCAUGUAAAUUGACUGUAUUUUACAAAAAUGGUUAUUAGUGGCGUAACGUUAUAUCAGGGGGCCCCCGGUUCAAAAUUUUCGAAGGCCCUCCCCCCAUAGUAGAAAUGCCGAAUGCACGAGUUGAGCGCCGUAUAUGCAUGAGUUUUCCGGAAAAUUUUUUAAUCUAGACUCUCCGAAAUGCCAUUUCCCGGACUUUGGGGAGAGAUUUUACAGAAUUCUGAUGGUCAGAAAACGACAUUGUAACAUAUCAGAGGCCCUGGCCAAUGUAUUUGCUCUACAGCCUGAGCCUGGGGGGGGGGCCAUUUGGCCCAUUGGGGUUGGGGGCCCCGGGUUCUCCCGGUCUGAGCCCAUAGUAGUUACGCCACUGAUGGUUAUCAUUUCACAAAAAUAAUUACUUUAUUAUGCAAAUUUUACCUGAAAAUAUAAAUAUUUUAACUUUAAUUUCCUGGGGUCAAACCUUUGAAAAGUUUAGAGCCCCCCCCCCCUUCAGUAUAUCAAGAACUUUCAGAGCCCCCCUUUAAUGCCAGAAAAUAUUUCGGGAGCCUCCCCCUUAACAUCUUCAUCCCCCCCCCCCUCGGCAUAAUAAAUGUACUUUCCCUUAUAAAUAAAUGUGUAUUUUAAACGCAAAGUAGACAGCUGGAUAACAUCAUUGAUUUUUAACAUCUUUAUUUGGAAAAAUACCAUCAAGACUAAACGUAUCACUUGGUCAUAACUAUAAAUACUUAUUUUUUCAUGUUUCUUUUGUUGUCUAUCACUCUAUAGCCGGUUUCUUAGUAUGCUUUUGUAUGUCAAUGCUGCACCACAGAGUAGGUAUUAUAGUCUCUACUCUGUGGCUGCAUCCUAUAUUUCCAUACAAACAAAUAACAGUAUUUUACAUAAUCCUAAUACAAAUAUUUUGAUAAAUUUUAUAUGCAACCUUUUAUGCAAGGAUGCUGUUUCGGUACAUGAAAACUGUAGAUUAUGUGCAAAACAUUUUCAAGAUUCCUGCAUGCUUCCAAAACCAUUCAAGAAACAGAUUAGUAAAGAUGGCAAUACCUACAAUAUUUUCCUACAAACUAGGCAUCAAGCGAAAACUUUUUCUUGAUGAAACAUCUGGUAUGUGACAUUUAAUCAACCAUACUAUACCAUACUCACAUACUAUUUAACAAUUAGACAACGAGGCCGAGUUGUCUAUGAGCGAAUAGUCAAGGAGGCGAAGCCGAGUUGACUAUUUGCUCACAGACAACGAGCUGAGUUGUCUAAUUGUUUUAGUAUAAACUUUAACAUUAAUUUACAACUAGGCUGCAAAUACAAUACAAAAAUACACAAAAAACAUUAUAAAACCAUUAAAGGUAAACAAAUAUUUUAGUUUUUGUUCGCGUAAAAUGUUUUUACAAAAGUCAGUUUUAAUUUUAAAAUUUCAUUGAGUGUAUGUUAUUUUGUCUAUUUUCUUACCCUUAAAAAUUGCCAUUCCAUAUUUUUGUUGGUUUUUUCGUGGUUUUUUAGUACAGAAUUGUUCAACAAGUUGUCCAAAAAAUCAUCAGACACUUAGGCAAAAGUGCAAAACGCGAAUUUUCCGCCAUUUUGAAUUUGCUAUUAGUAGGCUAUCACUAAUAGCCUACUAGUAGCUUAGCCAAUCAGAAGGCAUGAAAUGUGAUAGCCUACUAGUAGGUUUAUACUAAUAUUGAUUAGUAAUUACUAAUACUAUUUUUUCAGAUUGUGAACAGCCAACAAAGUCCAUUCCAGAAUAUUCAGCUGAAGCCUAUGUCACAUUGUUACCAUCCUCUCUGAAAGGUACAUUAUUAAAUAUAUCCCAUCAUCAUGUCUUUUGAGAUAUAUAAAGAUUUUACAUUUUCAACUAUUUUGUUGCAGGUCAAACACCACAAUCAGGAAGUGACUUGGGGUCAAUGAAUCAACAAUCACUAUGAAUGAAGGUAUCCUAUAAGUAACAAUUAAGAGCCCAUCAUCAUGUCUUUUGAGAUAUAUAAAGUAUAUAAAGAUUUUACAUUUUCAACUAUUUUGUUGCAGGUCAAACACCACAAUCAGGAAGUGACUUGGGGUCAAUGAAUCAACAAUCACUAUGAAUGAAGGUAUCCUAUAAGUAACAAUUAAGAGGUCAUGCAUGAUUUAUACUUAAAUAAUUUCAACAAUUUACCCUAUUUACUCAACUAUUUUGACUAUUUACUCAACUAUUUUGUUGCAGGUCAAACAGCACAAUCAGGAAGUGACUUGGGGUCAAUGAAUCAACAAUCACUAUGA
This is a messenger RNA of Paramuricea clavata, 38038 nucleotides long. Lineage: Eukaryota; Metazoa; Cnidaria; Anthozoa; Malacalcyonacea; Plexauridae. The record is from the annotation of a GenBank genome assembly.